AAACAAAAGCCAAAGAUUUCUGCAUCACGGCGUUUAUACUUAAAGACCAAAAUCCUGAAGAAAGCUAGCACUUUGCUGGACGAGGAAAAGAAUGAGAAAAAUAUCGAGCGAGAAAGAACCCUCACUGAACGAGUGCCUCCUCUGUCGAUGAGUGGCUUCCCACUGCAAGACUUACAGAACCUGUGCAAAGAACUGCAUCGCAAAAUCGAUGUUGUUGACGAGGAGCGCUAUGACAUUGCAGCUAAAGUUAAUAAAAAUGAAAAAGAGAUUGCAGAACUGAGCCACAAAAUCUUCGAACUAAAGGGCAAAAUGAAGAGACCCACCCUAAAGAGAGUGCGAGUGUCUGCAGAUGCCAUGCUCGGAGCUCUGUUCGGUUCCAAACACAAAGAGUCCAUUGACUUCAAGGCCAACCUUAAGACAGUCAAGAAAGAAGAGGAGAAGAGAGAGGAGGUUACUGACUGGAGGAAGAACGUGGACGCCAUGUCCGGGAUGGAAGGCAGAAAGAAGAUGUUUGCUGGAACAGCAUCGUAGUACCGUGAAAUAUAAAACUGCAAAUAACCGGACUUUCUAAGUUCUGGAAAUAAAUCUAUUUUUGCUCCCAGUGUGAAUUUCAACCUGUGACUAAAAUAGCUUCUGUGGAAACACAUAAAGAACACAUUUUUUUUAUAAUACUUUAUGAUUAUUAUAUUUUUAUUGUAUAAUAAUGAUCAUAUUAUAACAAUAUGUUGUUGUCUAUGUGAUAUACGCCUUAUAAAGUUGUUUUCUUAAAUGUCA
Messenger RNA from Tachysurus vachellii, 774 nucleotides. Its product is annotated as troponin I, cardiac muscle-like. Lineage: Eukaryota; Metazoa; Chordata; Actinopteri; Siluriformes; Bagridae. Gene Ontology annotation, cellular component: troponin complex. The record is from RefSeq and is a predicted model, not a curated record. The transcript is spliced from 5 exons. Gene Ontology annotation, biological process: muscle contraction. Bases 148 to 531 code for a protein of 127 amino acids.